AUGUCUUCAAUUCCGAUGGCGAUCGAUUCUCCACUGGCACUGGUGCCCAACGGGCGCGUCAGCACUUCGAAUGGAAUACCAAGUACGGCCAAGGUCUCUGACAUGAUAUCCAUCUUUCGCCCUACCAAGCUCUUCCGUCGAGACCCUCCCAGAUCGGCUCCUGGAAAGGCAGGCUCAACGCAGAGCUCCAUUCUAUCCAUGGACUUUACUGAUGAAGGCGAUUUCCUCCUCACUUCAGAAAGUGACAAUAGCAUGCAAAUAUAUGAUGUCGCUAAGGGCAAAUUUUAUAAGACAUGCUUGAGUCAAAAGUACGGUGUAAUGCAUGCUAUGUUCACGCACAAGACUAGAGACUCCGGUCCAUGUAUCAUUCAUUCCAGUACCAAACAGAAUCACACCAUAAGAUAUCUCUCUACUCAUGACAACACUUACCUCCGCUAUUUCGAAGGCCAUGAAAAGAACGUCACGUGUCUCUCGUUGCAUCCUGGUCAAGACAACUUCCUCUCCUGCAGCGAAGAUAAUACGGUCCGAAUCUGGGAUGCUGGAACCCGUCAUGCCUGUGGUAAACUUAUCCUCAAUGGUGCCUAUCUAGCAGCCUGGGACCCCUCAGGAAACGUUUUCGCAGUAGCUUCGCCAACAUCCCAGUCCAUCCUAUUAUACGAUUUCCGCAAUUACGACAAGGAGCCUUUCUCAACUUUCGACGUGCUGCCUUACGCUCAAGAAUCACAAGCGAACAGUGUUAGCAAAGGCUGGAACAAGCUCGAGUUCUCGAAUGAUGGAAAACACCUCUUGCUCGGUACCACAGGGGGAGGCCACUUGCUCUUAGACGCCUUCGACGGAAACCUCAAAGCAUUCCUACGACGUGAUCGAGGAGGAGUUAAGCGUUUAGGAGUCGGGGAUCACAACCCAGAACAUACAGACCCGCACUACAGUGAAUUCCUGCAGCCCAGUAACGGCGACUGCUGCUUCACUCCCGACGGUCGAUAUGUGAUUAGCGGGACGAGAAAGGAGAACGUACUGGUAUGGGACACGCUACAACCAGCGCCGGAGAAGGUAUUGAGUCCGGUACAUGAAUUGGAGUAUAAGGGUGAUUCGGCGGUGAUGGCGUUUAAUCCAAAGUAUAAUAUGUUUGCGACAGGCGAUAAGGAGGUUGUGUUCUGGGUACCGGAUCUGGAUUUGAGGUGA
Molecule: messenger RNA, 1182 nt
Organism: Lachnellula hyalina
Lineage: Eukaryota; Fungi; Ascomycota; Leotiomycetes; Helotiales; Lachnaceae
Gene: SWD2
Product: COMPASS component
Exons: 3
Coding region: 1-1182 (393 amino acids)
Cellular component (GO): Set1C/COMPASS complex
Molecular function (GO): protein binding; chromatin binding
Source: RefSeq, a predicted model, not a curated record